Messenger RNA from Danio rerio (zebrafish), 2336 nucleotides. The record is from RefSeq and is a predicted model, not a curated record. Lineage: Eukaryota; Metazoa; Chordata; Actinopteri; Cypriniformes; Danionidae.
AUACAUUGACAUAAGAUGUUUCAAUAACGUUUGUUAAAACUUACUCAUACAGUAUAUUUACACACAUAUUUCCAGGCUAGUACAUGUUUUAUUUGUAAAAAUCUGCUCUUUGGCUCGUUGUGAGUCAAUUGUGUGGUAGAAUGAAUCGCUGACGGCGGAUUCUGAAUCACAAACGGACUAUUCAACUCAUGAAUCUUAUUCGUUCAACCAAAGAUUCGACUCUUUGAGGAUUUGGACAUCGCCAGAGCGGAAAAGCGAGUCCAGAACUGGAGCUGUCAUUUCUUUCGCAGAUACACUUUCUGUCGGCCCUCAUGUGGAUGUGAAAACAAAACGAGACAGACAGCAAAGAGAUGUGUGAUGAAAAACAGUCCUAAAGAACGGCAAAGCCAAUCAGCUACUAUGAGCAGUGAGCUCACAGUGCCAAUGGGCUCUCCAGCUCCCGGCGGCUCAGACCGGCUGCAGGAUGGCGGUGGGAUGGACUACAGGGACUGGGUUCGGCGCAGUUAUCUGGAGCUGGUGACCUCCAACCAUCACUCGGUCCAGGCUCUGUCAUGGAGAAAACUGUACCUCAGCAGGGCCAAACUCAAAGCCUCCAGUCGAACCUCAGCCCUGCUGUCUGGCUUUGCCAUGGUAGCCAUGGUGGAGGUUCAGCUGGAGAUGCAGUACAACUACCCUCGAGUCUUGCUCAUCGCCUUCAGCGUAUGCACCACAGUGCUGGUGGCCGUCCACCUAUUCGCCCUCCUCAUCAGCACCUGCAUCCUGCCCAACGUAGAAGCCGUCAGCAACAUCCACAACCUCAACUCCGUCUCCGAGUCUCCUCACGAGAGGAUGCACCACUACAUCGAGCUAGCCUGGGGUUUUUCCACCGCUCUGGGCAUCCUCCUGUUUCUGGCCGAGGUGGUGCUGCUCUGCUGGAUCAAGUUCCUGCCGGUUGACUCCGGGGCUCAGUCGGCCUCAGCCCUGGUGGCUCUUAAGCAGAACUGCAGCACUCCUGCUGUCCAGCCCGGCCACAGCGGCUGGCAGGCGGCUUUAGCCUCCACUAUCAUCAUGGUGCCGGUGGGAUUGAUCUUUGUGGUGUUCACCAUUCACUUCUACCGUUCACUAGUGCGGCACAAAACAGAGCGCCACCAUCAGGAGAUCGAGGAACUGCACAAAAUCAAAGUGCAGCUGGACGGGCAUGAGCGUGGCCUGCAGGCAGUCUGAGAUCUUCCAGUCGGGCAGCGGUCCAUCCAUCGCUUGACUUUUUGAGCUUUCAAGCACAUCAGAAACUCCUCCUCGAGGAGUCUUUCUUUUUGUUUUCUUCUGAGAGGAAAUGCCUUGUCGCUUGACGGAAGGAUUAUUUGUGUAGAAACUGAAGAGGCUUUACAGCAGCAACAACAAAAAGGUGCAUGUUUACAAGAUUUCAACCACAAGGGCUAUUUAUUUAUGUUUCUUUUGGCUUUAGGUCAUGUUUGGAUGCAUCUUUAAGUGCCAUUUUCUGUUUCCAUGCCUUUAAUUGACCCCAAAAUGGAAAUUGAGCCUUUAUAUGCUUCUACUGAUGUCAUUUCAAACCCAUAAAAUAGGUUCGUUUCGGUGACCCAAAUAAAGGUAAAUUUAAUCGCAUCCAAGCGACUUAUGUCCCCACAUUUUAAUUAAUAUAUCGAUUAACCGUUUAAUUGAAGUCUUCUAACACUGUUGCUUUAUAUAAUGAACAGAUUUAUCAGUUUGAUUUAUCAGCAAACAAAAGACAGAACAAACCUCAUUGGUUCUUGCUAAAGCUCAAACAUACCAUGUGACUAGCAAGAAUGAACCUCAUUGGUUCUCACACGUCAAGCAAGCAUGGCAUCUUUGUCCAAAUCUGAAUGCUGUAAACCACAGGUGUCAAUUCUAGUUCCUGGAGGGACGGAGCUCUGCAGAAUUUAGUUUCAAUCCUAAUUAAACACACCCGAUCAAACUAAUUUGGUUCUUCAGGCUUGUUUGAAACCGACAGGUAAGUCUGUUGGAGCAGGGUUGGAACUAAACUGUGCAUAGCUGUGGGCCUCCAUGCACUGGGUUUGACUCCUGUGCUGUAAAGCAUAGGUCUUAUAUUCAAUUCCUGGAGGGCCGGAGCUUUGCACAGUUUUGCUUCAACCCUAAUCAAACGUAGCUGAUCUAGUAGUAUCUAGUGGUCUUGAACACCUUGAUUAGUUGGAUCAGCUGUGUUUGAUUAGGGUUGGAGCAAAACUGUGCAGAGCUGCGGCCCUCCAGGAAUUGAAGAUAAGACCUAUGAUCGAAAUCAGGGAUGUCAAACUCAAUUCCUGGAGGGAACAGUUUAGUUCUAACCCUAAUUAAACACAUAUGAUCAAACUUAUUGAGUC